Striga hermonthica is the source of this 1858-nucleotide messenger RNA. The record is from the annotation of a GenBank genome assembly. Lineage: Eukaryota; Viridiplantae; Streptophyta; Magnoliopsida; Lamiales; Orobanchaceae.
AAGAUCCAAGAGGCGAGACGACCUGAUGAGGCUGGAAAAAGGGCCAAAACGACACAUGCAUGGCCUAAAAGACGAGUACGAGCGUGUAUGCGGGACAAUCAAGCACGUGGGAAGCGGCACGUACAAGGAAAUAGACAAGGGCGCGCACACGCACAAUGGCGUAGACGUGCAUGGCGUUUGGAGAUUAGGCAAAGUGGCGCGCAGGGGAAGGUUGUUGGGUGGAUGGCGCGCGAGGGGGAUUGCUAUGGGCAAAUGAACGCAGGUGCGAGCCAGCAGCGCGCAUCGGGACUUGAUGCGCGCAAUUGGCCCAGUGAUCGAGCAAGAAAUACGCGGGCGAUUGGUGCACGGGUCGAGGAACGCGAUGAGGAGCGCACGCGGGUAGUGCUGGGAGUACGAGGGUGCACGGCAGUCGAGCAGGCCGCGGGCAUGCCGCCCCGUAGGGAACCCGCUCAGCUAGCGGUCCCCCAGGCCACAGUAGUCGCACAGUUCCGCAACUAUCAUCCUGAGAAAUUCUUCGGACAAGGAGAUCCUCGUAUUGUGGACGAGUGGAUUCAGGGCCUUGAAUUGAUUUUCGAGGUCAUGGACUGUCCAGAUCACUAUCGCGUCAUAUGCGCACAGCUUCAACUAACCGGCGAUGCCCGACUCUGGUGGAAUGCCUACUGGAGUAUGCGUUCCGGCGAGAAAGAAGGUUGUACCUGGGAGAGGUUCAAAGAGCUAAUCCGCGAGAAGUAUUAUCCCACGUACUACCGAGCAGAGAUGGAGCGUCAGUUCCUGUCGCUCAAAAAGGGUACUCGUUCUGUUGAUGAGUACGAGAGGGAGUUUACUAGACUUGCAGCUUUUAUUCCGGACUUGGUACGUACGGAGGCACAGAGGGCACAACGCUUCAUUGACGGGCUUUACCCAGCAGUCCGUCAUAACAUUGUAGGACACGGGACUCAGACCUAUGCACGUGCUGAUAUUUUCUACUACUGUCACGAGCCCGGACAUUUUGUUAGCCGUUGUCCGAAGAAAUUUCAGCAGCAGCCACAACAGCCUCAGCCACCACCACAGCAGCCACGGCAACAGCAGCAGCAUCCCCGUCAGCAGGAUCAGAGGCCGCCCCAACAACAGCAGAGGGGCAGACAACAGGCCCGAGUCUAUGCAGUUGAUCAGGCAGAGGCAGAGCAGCAGCCAGGUACCAUGUCAGGGAUGCUUAUACUUAAUGAUGUUCCUGUUUUCGCCCUGUUUGAUACUGGAGCGACACAUUCUUUUAUAUCACGACGAUGUCUUGAUACCAUCGGAGUUCAUGCCUUUACCGCUGUCGAUCCUCUCGAGGUGAGUUUAGCCUCGGGACGAAGGAUAGUGAUUACUGCAAAAGCUUCAGAUCUCAGCCUUUCUAUUGGUGGUCGCAUAUUGUCUACCGACACUUAUGUUCUCGAGAUGAGGGAUUUUGACCUCAUUUUCGGAAUGGAUUGGCUAUCCUAUUAUCAUGCAGACAUUCGAUACCAUGACCGAGAGAUUACUCUUUAUCUUCCGGGAGACGAUUUGAUUACCUUCUUUGGCACCAAGAAUCGUUCUUUACCUCAUGUCGUUUCGAUGGCGAAAGCCACCAAGAUGCUGCGACGAAGUAAAUGUCAGGGUUAUCUUGUGAGCCUUGUCGAUGAGUCUCAGAAAGCACGAACACCUCAUGACGUUCCAGUCGUUCGUGAGUUUGUGGACGUGUUUCCAGACGAACUUCCAGGAGGACCGCCUAACCGGCAGGUAGAGUUCUCUAUCGAUCUUAUUCCAGGGGCCGGCCCAAUAUCCAAAGCCCCGUAUCAUAUGGCGCCGAAAGAGUUGCAGGAGCUUAAGGCGCAAAUCCAGGAGUUAUUGCGACUCG